UGAACCAAGCAUGGGGUUGCUCGUCGUGGGCACGCCGCUGCCCUGGGACGACGCGCUCCAGUGGCUCAAGCACGUCCGCCGCAAUGGCAUCCUGCAGUUCCUCGAGACGUACCACCGUGUCAAGGACAUCCGCGGCGAUGUCUUGAAGUGGGGCGACGAGCUUGAGUAUGGCAUCUUUGAGCUCGACCACGACGAGAAGACGGUGCGCCUCUCGCUCCGUGGCUCUGAGAUCUUGCGCGAGCUCAUGGACAAGGAAGAACGCUUCCACCGCGCCGACCACGCCGAAGAAGAGUGCAACUGGGUGCCCGAGUACGGCGCCUGGAUGGUCGAAGCCACGCCGCGCGUGCCGUACGGUGGCUUUACGUCAGACCUUCGCCGCGUCGAGCAAAGCAUGCGUCUUCGCCGUGCGCGGCUUCUCUCGGUGCUCAAGCCCAACGAGAUCGCGCCCACCGUCACAGCCUUCCCGCUGCUUGGCGUCGGCGACUACAUCACGCCGCCCGUCGUCAAGCGCGGCCCGAUCGCCAACUCGCUGUACAUUAGCGACACCAUCAUCAACCCGCACCCGCGCUUUGGUACGCUCACGGCCAACAUCCGCAAGCGCCGCACCGAGAACGUCGACAUUCGCGUCCCGAUCUUCAAGGACGUGUUUACCAAGCAAAUGCUUGACGACGAAGCCGCGUGGGUCGCCGAGCACGCGCGGCCGACGUACGGCGACGCGACGUCGGGCAUCAAGAGCCCGCUCAAGGAAGGCUCGCGGAGCCCGACGAGCGCCAAGGACAUCGAGGUCGCGGUCGCGCCCGAGCCCGUGUUUGCGCGGCUCACGCGGCGCCAGUCGUCGUUCUCGGAGCAGUGCGAGCCGUACCCGGGCUUCAUUCACAUGGACGCGAUGGCGUUUGGCAUGGGCAUGUGCUGUCUCCAGGUGACGUUCCAGGCCAAGAACAUUGGCGAGUCGCGCCACUUGUACGACCACCUCGGCGUGCUCUCGCCCAUCAUGCUCGCGCUCACGGCCGCAACGCCGAUCCUCAAGGGCCGUCUCGCCGACACGGACGUGCGCUGGGCGACGAUCGCCGCCUCGGUCGACGACCGCACGCCCCAGGAGCGCGGCGCUGCGCCGCUCGAGACAGCGCCUCCGAGCUACAAGCAGAUGGCUGGCGACGGCGUCAAGCGCUUGCCCAAGUCGCGCUACGAAGGCAUCUCGGCGUUCAUUUGCAACCACAAGGACGGCGACGACUGCCACGCGAACCUCGACCACUACAACGACGUCGAGAUCCCGUUUGACGCAGAGUCGUACGCGACCUUGCUCUCGAACGGCGUCGACGACGUGCUGGCGAAGCACAUUGCGCACCUCUUCAUCCGCGACCCGCUCGUGCUCUUUGAGCAGCGCCUGCACCUCGACAACAAGACGGCGACCGACCAUUUCGAGAACAUCCAGUCGACCAACUGGCAGACGGUGCGCUGGAAGCCGCCGCCGCCGCCGGCCGCAGACGGCGCCGCGUCGCCGCACAUUGGGUGGCGCACCGAGUUUCGGUCGAUGGAAAUCCAGCUCACGGAUUUCGAGAAUGCAGCAUUCAGCGUCUUUAUGGCCCUCGUGUCGCGCGUCAUCUUGGCGUUCGACCUCAACUUGUACGUCCCGCUCUCGAAAGUCAACGCCAACAUGGAGAUUGCGCACCGCGUAAACGCAGCGACCGAAGAGAGCUUCUUCUUCCGCCGGCACCUUGCGCCGCCUGACGUCGACGAGUGCCACAAGGCCGGCUGCCACGUCCAGUGCAGCGCAACGUGCGUCGACGAUGCGGCCAAGUGCAUUCACGGCGCCGAGAGCUUUGAGACGAUGACGAUCGCCGAGAUUAUGCUCGGAAAAGGCUGCUACUACCCGGGGUUGAUCCCGCUCGUGAACGCGUACCUUGACCACAUCAACUGCGACGACACGACGCGCCGCUUGUUGGACAAGUACCUCGCGCUCAUUGCCAAGCGCGCGACGGGCGAGCUCCCGACCGCGGCCACGUGGAUGCGCCGGUUUGUGUGCUCGCACCCGGACUACCACCACGACUCGGUCGUCUCGCCGUCGAUCGCACACGACCUCAUGGACGUCUGCGCCAAGAUUGGCGAGGGCGCGCUGCAGUGCCCCGAGCUCCUCGGCGACGUGCGCGUCGAGCCAAUCCGCGGCAACACGGCGUACCAAGUGCCACUCAAGAGCGAGAGCGUGGAUACCACCAAGCGCUGCGAACUGCUCCGUCGCUACGUCCAGCGCGGCGGCGAUGCCCAGUCGUAGUCUAUACACAAUACAACCACUAACCUAGCUGCCUGUCU
This is a messenger RNA of Saprolegnia parasitica CBS 223.65, 2307 nucleotides long. RefSeq lists its product as hypothetical. The transcript has a single exon. Gene Ontology annotation, biological process: glutathione biosynthetic process. Gene Ontology annotation, molecular function: glutamate-cysteine ligase activity. Bases 11 to 2269 code for a protein of 752 amino acids. The record is from RefSeq and is a predicted model, not a curated record. NCBI's taxonomy places the organism in Eukaryota, Oomycota, Saprolegniomycetes, Saprolegniales, Saprolegniaceae.